AUGUACAGGAAACUGGCCUCCAUUUUGGUUCUGCUGCUGGGCCUCUCGCAGGUCCUGGCUCAAGAGGUAAGACCUGGAGAAACUGAACUGAAUGCAUUCGUUGACAUCUCCACAAGAAUCCUGGAUGCAAACAGAGGGAUCUCUGGGUUACUAGUAGAGGGAGACAUUGCCCUGGCAAGAGGAAGGAACGCCAGGAAGUGCUAUUCUUUCUGGGACUGCAGGUGGAAGAAGUUACCAUCAGGACAUGUGGAAGUACCAUAUCAAAUCAAUGACUACUUCUAUGCCAAUGAGAGAGCUAUUAUUGAGAAGGCCAUGCAAGUAUUCCAUGAGAAGACUUGCAUCCGAUUUGUUCCUCACAACGAUCAAGUAGAUUACCUCAGCAUUGAGUCCAAAACUGGGUGCUGGUCCUCCAUUGGGCGCAGUGGUGGCAAACAGAAGGUCUCCCUGAGCGUGAACGGCUGCAUUUACCAGGGUAUCAUUCAGCACGAGCUUCUUCACGCCCUCGGCUUCCACCAUGAGCACACCAGGAGCGAUCGGGACGAGUACGUCAGGAUCAACUGGGAGAAUGUCCCAAAGGGUGCUUCCAGCAACUUUGCCAAAAAGAACACCAAUAAUCUGAACACAAAAUACGACUACGGCUCAGUGAUGCACUACGGAAGAACUGCCUAUACGACAUCCUAUGGUAAGGAUACCAUCACCCCGAUUCCUGAUCCCAAUGCUAAGAUCGGACAGAGGACUGACAUGUCAGACACAGACAUUGUGAAGGUCAACAGACUCUAUAAGUGUGGUGAGUGA
Sardina pilchardus (European sardine) is the source of this 795-nucleotide messenger RNA. RefSeq names its product hatching enzyme 1.2-like. Lineage: Eukaryota; Metazoa; Chordata; Actinopteri; Clupeiformes; Clupeidae. Gene Ontology annotation, molecular function: zinc ion binding; metalloendopeptidase activity. Bases 1 to 795 code for a protein of 264 amino acids. Gene Ontology annotation, biological process: proteolysis. The record is from RefSeq and is a predicted model, not a curated record. The transcript is spliced from 7 exons.